GCAAUUCAUUGUAGACAGGUGAAGUGACAGAUUACAUCCACCCGGCAGAAUUUGGCUUAGAAUUGCCAAAAUGGCGUCACCAAUGUCGAAAGAAUCGAGAUCUAUGAGCACGGCGGGAGAAUCAUUGUAUCAGUUACUAAAUGUUCCUAAGGAUGCUAAGGAAGAUGACAUUAAGAAGGCAUACAGGAAGAUGGCUCUGAAGUAUCAUCCAGACAAAAACAGAGAUGACCCACUGGCAGGAGAAAGGUUCAAAGAGAUCAACCGCGCACACAAAGUACUAAACGACGAGAAGAAGAGGCAGAUAUAUGACGAGUACGGCUCGUUUGGAAUCUACAUUGCUGAUCAAAUAGGAGAGGACAAUGUUGACCUUUACUUCCUGGUCAACAGUAAAUGCUUCAGGGUAACGAGCGUGAUCUGUUUCUUCUGCACCUGCUACUGUUUCUGUUUCUGUUGCUUCCUAUGCUGCUUUGGAUGCUGUGGAAGAUGUAAACGGGGAGAAGAGGAUGAUGAAGAUUUCGAGAUUGUUAUUCCAGACGGUGAGGACGACGAAGACGAAGAACAGGACGCAGACGGUAACACGCCCAUCACCAGCCAACCUACAGCAUCACCAGCAGACGAGGGCGCCGCAAACCAAAACGUCGCCAUACCCAUGCCAGCACCUGAGAAGUCACCCGAGAAAGAGCCGACCGAAAAGACGAUUCUAAAUCCGGGCGAGAAGGCAAAGUAUACAGAAGGAUAACGUCUGGGGCAGCUGCGAUAAUUUGUUCCUCUUUUGUUUAAUCAAUUCAUUCAUUUCAAGGUAUAGACCAGUUUUGGAAAUGCCCCCCUCUCAAAAAAUGAAA
Molecule: messenger RNA, 842 nt
Organism: Strongylocentrotus purpuratus (purple sea urchin)
Lineage: Eukaryota; Metazoa; Echinodermata; Echinoidea; Camarodonta; Strongylocentrotidae
Product: dnaJ homolog subfamily C member 5
Exons: 6
Coding region: 71-739 (222 amino acids)
Source: RefSeq, a predicted model, not a curated record